This is a messenger RNA of Lutra lutra (Eurasian river otter), 2074 nucleotides long. RefSeq names its product putative MAGE domain-containing protein MAGEA13P. Gene Ontology annotation, biological process: negative regulation of transcription by RNA polymerase II. The record is from RefSeq and is a predicted model, not a curated record. The transcript has 5 exons. The coding region runs from base 547 to 1605 and encodes 352 amino acids. Gene Ontology annotation, cellular component: nucleus. Lineage: Eukaryota; Metazoa; Chordata; Mammalia; Carnivora; Mustelidae.
GAUGUCCAGUGAAUGCAAAGGAGUGGCGAUGAAGGGCAUCUAGAGAUGACUGUGAAGAGAUUUAUCUGUCUGAGGAUGAGAGCGUCAAAAGAGGAGGAGGUAUUGAUGAAAGGAAGUCCAGAAGAUACAGUGCGGAGUCUGGAAACUUCUACCAGCUUUCUUUACCCCAUUUUAUACGGAGUCAAGCUGCCGUGAGUCCUACAGCCACAAGAAAAUGAAUUCUGCCAAGAACCAGAGUGAACUUGGAAGUCUUGAUGGCAGCCUUGCAGCGGAUCCUGGACGGCCGCCAGCCUAUAUAGGACACCCCUUACCCAUCUUUAAGAUAGCGCCGAGGUAGCCAGGUGAAAACUAGUGAGAGCGACCCGUGACAGAGACUCUCUGUUUCUGUCCCUGGAUGUCUGUGUCCUAUCUUGAGAAAGAAUCUGGGUCUUUUUGAAGAGGAAGUCGAAUCUGAGAGUGGUCUGCAGUCUGACACACAGUGAGGCCAAGUAUGUGUGCAGCCUGUUGGUUGCCAUCCCCUGCCUGCUGUCCCCAGCACAACUUGUCAUGCCUCGCCGUAAGAAGAAUCAUAGCCGCAAGUCUGGAGCAGGCCUUAAGGCCCAGAAGGGAGCUCAGGGCGCGGUGGGUGCACCGGUUCCCGUAACUGGGAAGGAAGCCGCCGCCUCCUCUCUCUCUCCUUCGAUCCAGGGCACCCCAGAGGUGGUGCCUGCUGCUGGAAAACCAAGUGUUCGCAGGAGUUCUCAGAAAGCCUGCUCCUCCACCAUGGUCAAAGCCACUCCAUCGAGCAAACCAGAGGAGGGCUCCAGCAGCCCGAAACAGGGUCCAAGCACCCUCCAGGCUCCGAGCACCUCCCAGGCUCCACCGGAUCCUGAGUCCUCACUCAGUGAUGUGCUCAACCAGAAGAUGGCUGAAUUGGUGCAGUUCCUGAGUGCCAAGUAUGUAACAAAGGAGCCUAUCAUAGAGGCAGAAAUGCUAGAGAGUGUCAUCAAAGAGCACAAGGGCCACUUCCCUGUGAUCUUCAGGAAAGCCUGUGAGUGCAUGGAGAUCGUCUUUGGCAUCGAAGUGAAGGAAGCAGACCCCAUCAACCAUUCCUAUGUGCUUGUGAGAACCCUAGAUCUCACCUACGAUGGGUUGCUGAGUGAUGACCUGGGCAUGCCCAAGACCGGCCUCCUGAUCCUUAUCCUGGGUGUGAUCUUUGUGGAGGGCAACCGUGCCUCCGAGAAGAGGAUCUGGGAGGUGCUGAAGAAGAUAGGAGUGCGAGCUGGGAGGAAGGAUUUCAUCUAUGGGGAGCCCAGGAAGCUGAUCACCAAAGAUUUCGUGCAGGAAAAGUACCUGGAGUACCGCCAGGUGCCCAGCAGCAAUCCUCCACGCUACGAGUUCCUGUGGGGUCCCAGGGCCCACAGUGAAACCAGCAAGAUGAAAGUCCUGCAGUUUUUUGCCAAGGUCAGUGGCACUGACCCCACUUCCUUCCCAUCCUGGUAUGAGGAGGCUUUGAGAGAUGAAAGAGAGAGAGCCGAGGCCAGAGUUGCAGCCACCAAUGAUGGUGGGGGCAAGGCCAGUGAAAGUUCCAGUGUCCCACUUGGCAGAUGCUCCUGCCCUGAGUGAAGUCUGAAGAAGGUCCUCCACUCUGUGUUUGAAGAGGGCAAUCAAGGCUCUAAAUAGUGGAGGACUGAAUUGCAGAUUUUACCUUUAUUCCUUUUUAGUAGUUUACAAAUAUUCUGCUUUCUAAAAGGUUUUUUAGCUUCAGAGUCUAGAUUCAUGAAUGAUACCAGUCACAUGUUUAUUGCUGUUUAUUAGAUUUAAGAAUAAGAAUUUUGCUCUUCUGGAAAACCUGCUGGGAAACUCUUAUCUUAUUUUCUGAUCUGGAAGAGGAUAGUAUAGCACUGACAGCAGAAUUUCCUUAGGAAUAUGUUAAAGCCCAGCUGUAAAAUAGAUGGGAUCAAGAAAUAGAGGGGGGAAUGUUAAAGAUGGUUCUCCUAGGAUUCCUGUAUCCCAUUUAAUCUGUUAGGUAGUAAAAUUAAAGAUCUGUACUUGGAUUUGUUUGGCUAAAGAAUGCAUGAGAAAUUAAAUCUUA